This is a messenger RNA of Perognathus longimembris pacificus (Pacific pocket mouse), 534 nucleotides long. It is a transcript of the gene Dydc1, whose product is annotated as DPY30 domain containing 1. The transcript is spliced from 6 exons. The record is from RefSeq and is a predicted model, not a curated record. The coding region runs from base 1 to 534 and encodes 177 amino acids. Gene Ontology annotation, cellular component: Set1C/COMPASS complex. Lineage: Eukaryota; Metazoa; Chordata; Mammalia; Rodentia; Heteromyidae.
AUGGAGUCAGCAUAUCUCCAAAAGCACCUUGGUACAUGUCUAACUCAAGGUCUUGCAGAAGUGGCAAGAGUUCGUCCAGUGGAUCCAAUAGAAUAUUUAGCACUGUGGAUUUGCAAGUAUAAGGACAAUAUAAACAUGCAACAGCAGAGAGAAAAGGAAAUGGUUGACUUGGAACGAGAAAGAGAACGAGCACUGAUGGAGCAGGAAAUGCUGGAGAGGCUCAGAGCAGAGGAGCUCUUGUUUCAGCAGCAGCAACUGGCAUUCCAGCUGGAGUUAGAGAUGCAAGAGAAGGAGAAACAGAAAGCUGAAGAACUUCAGAGAGCCCAAGAGCAACUGGAGAAGGACCUGAGAGUAAGUCUGGAUAGUGCAAGUCAGAGCAAAGAGUCUUUACUUUCAGAGGAAGCAGCAGUGGACUCAGGCAAAACGCUGGCUGAAAUUAGUGACCGAUAUGGAGCACCGAACUUGAGCAGAGUGGUCGAACUUGAGGAACCCAUGUUGUCUGAUGUUACAUUAAACAUUGAUCAAGAUUUGUAG